Engraulis encrasicolus (European anchovy) is the source of this 3739-nucleotide messenger RNA. It is a transcript of the gene adam8b, whose product is annotated as ADAM metallopeptidase domain 8b. Gene Ontology annotation, molecular function: cell adhesion molecule binding; metalloendopeptidase activity. The transcript is spliced from 24 exons. The record is from RefSeq and is a predicted model, not a curated record. NCBI's taxonomy places the organism in Eukaryota, Metazoa, Chordata, Actinopteri, Clupeiformes, Engraulidae. The coding region runs from base 115 to 2688 and encodes 857 amino acids. Gene Ontology annotation, biological process: proteolysis; inflammatory response; regulation of cell-cell adhesion.
CGUGUUCCUGGAUAUAACGAAAACAGUAAUGAACCAGGCGGGGCCAAGUGUGCCAGUUAGAUUAGGCUACAUGCUGCCACAGACGGCGUACAGUACAGCUCUCCAAGACGCACAAUGAGAUACAUGUGGACCGUCUUCUUAACUGUCAGCAUAUCUGUUGCUACUGGCGACUUUGUUCGGCAGCUACCCAACGUUGCGCACUAUGAAGUUGUGCGGCCGCUGCGACUGAACGGCAGACACAAGCGGAGUUUAUCGCAAGGGGAUGGGACGAAACGGUAUCCAGAUGAACUUUGGUACGAGCUGCACUUCGCUGGGAGAAAUCACACAGUUCACCUUGAGAAGAACAGGCUUCUCAUUGGACGGAAUUUCAGUGAAACGCACUACAAUCAAGAUGGAACUUCUGUCACCACCUUACCAUUUAAUAAUAACCAGUCACUGGAUCACUGCUAUUAUCAUGGAUACAUCCAAGACUUGGAAGACUCCUCGGUCAGUGUUGGGAUCUGUUCGGGGAUUAGUGGUGUCCUGCGGGCCAGGCAACAGGUGUACCUGAUAGAGCCCCUGGGGGCAGGUGUGGAGGGGGAGCAUGCGGUCUACAGGCCAGAGCACCUGAAGGGGACAGGUGGGGCCUCCAACACCACAGAGGGACGCGACAAUGCCAUCCCACCUCGAGUGGCACGGGUGUACCAUCCCUCUGGCCAGCGAAACAUGCCACGUUUUGACAAACCCCGCUAUGUGCAGUUGUACUUGGUCGUGGACAAAACAGAGUAUGAGCGGUAUCAAACCUUGGAGAAUGUACGGGAAAGGAUGCUGCAAGUAGCACAUCUCAUUGACUCGUAUUACCGACCAGUGAAGAUUCGCGUGCUGCUUGUGGGCAUGGAAGUGUGGACGGCCUACGACAAGUUCCCCGUCAGCAUCUCUGAAGACCAAACCCUGACCGACUUCCUCAAAUGGCUUAACGAGGGCCAUGCCAAAAAGGUCCACUUCGACAACGCACACUUUGUCACUGGCAUAGACUUUCUUGGCGAGACCGUAGGCCUGGCGAACAAAUUUGCCAUGUGCUCGGAGAGAUCUGGUGGAGUUAAUCAGGACUACCAUGAAAGUGCUUAUGCCUUGGCUGGUACUAUAGCCCACGAGAUGGGUCACAACCUGGGCAUGUCACACGAUGAGCCCGGCUGUUAUUGUGGGCCCGACUACGAGAGUAAAUGCCUGAUGCUGGAUACUGUUAACAAGCAUUCGAUAGUAUUUCCGAGCCUCUUCAGCGACUGCAGUCUGAAGCAGCUAAGUGACUUCCUGAACAGCCCGGCCAUUGGUUGUCUGGACGACCCUCCCCAGCCGGACUCCCUGUACGGGGGAGCCCUCUGUGGGAACGGGGUGCUGGACUCUGGGGAGCAGUGCGACUGUGGACCAGCGGAGGACUGUAAUAACCCCUGCUGUGAUGCAUCUACGUGCCACUUCACCGACGGCUCGGAGUGUGCAGAAGGAGGCUGCUGUGAGAACUGUCAGCUCAAGCCGCCCGGUAGUGUGUGCAGGGCGGCGGCUCACGACUGCGACCUGGAGGAAUAUUGCACAGCUUCCGGAACCUGCCCCGAGGAUUCUUUCAAGAUGAACGGAGCGUUGUGUAACUACGGCGACGGCUACUGCUACAACGGCCUGUGCCCCAGUGCCACGUCUCACUGCAAACGGCUGUGGGGUCCAGAUGCACGGUCACCUCCUGAGUGCUUCCACCGGAACAUGAGGGGGGACAAGGAGGCCCACUGUGGGUACGAUCGUUACCGCCCCAGGCCCUGCUCAGACAGGGACAUGAUGUGUGGAAAGCUGUUUUGUCAUGGAGAUGGCUUUGGGGAAAAGGAUCCGGUCACGGGGCAGGAGAAGAGGCAUCCGUUCACUGGCAGGGGCGGCAACUGGCCGGGCAUCUGCUACUUCCUGCAGGACCUGUACGACCCUGGCAACCAGUAUGGCAUGGUGCCCACUGGCACCAAAUGUGGACUGAACAGGGUGUGCUACAACUACAAGUGUCAAGAUGUGGAGGUGUAUGGAAACAAAGAUUGCUCAGCAAAGUGCAGCAGCCAUGGGGUGUGCAACCAUAAGGGGGAGUGCCACUGUGAUCCAGGCUGGGCUGGACCCAACUGUAACAGCAAGGAAUACAACCCUCCUGGAAAUGGAGUCAUCAUUGGGGUGUGUGCAGCUGGUGCGGUGAUCCUUCUUCUUGCUCUGCUGGUCGGAGGUGCAAGAUUCUGGAAGAAGGGAAAACCAAGAUACUUCCCCUGUAAAAAGAAAUCCCAGCCAGGGAAGUUGACCCCUGCCCAAUCGCAAGGGCGUGCUGAUAGCGGCAGUGGUGGCCGAGGAGAGACCCAGCUCUCUCAGCCCCUCAACAUCAGCCAGCCUGUCUUCCUGGAGACCACCUCCAAACGGAUGGACUCGCCCUCCGUCAUCCCUAUUGCUCCCUGCCGCCCCGCACCACUGCCACCACAAAAUUCUCCAAGACUGUCGAGUCAGGGCAGCAGUGCACAUAUGAGGCCUACCCCCCCUCCAAAGCCUUCUCCUGCUGUCCCUGCGAAACUGCCUCAUAAACCCACUCCACCCCCAGUACCCCCAGUGAAGCCCUCAGCGCCGAGUGUGGACACCAAACACCCACAGUUUGGGGCAGGAAAGGCAGCCCUGAGGCCUCCUACCAUGCCGAGACGAUAAUCCGAUUGAUAGCCGCAGGUCAUCAAACCACUAUGAAUUGCCCCAUUUAACAACAAGGAAUCCUCAAACUGAAUUGCAACUCCGAGCCAAACCACUGUUCUCGUGCGAACCUGUGCCUGGAAAGGGUUCCUCUGGACUUCUCAGGACCAAAGCCUUGGUGUGCCAGUAACACAUGCGAGAUGAAGGAGGAAGUACCUCAUUUGAGUGCGUAUAUGUGUGUGUGUUCAAGAGGGAGGGAGAGAUGUGAAUAUAUUGCUGUGUUUUUAGUUCUUUGGCUGCACUGUUUCUAAGGGGUAUUGUGAGCAGGUGAUUUAGUAUUAAGUUCAACUUUUUCCAGUAGGUGUAGUGUUGUAAAGCAUUGUUACAGAGGAGUCAUGACAUUUCAGGGGUGCAUUUCUCGAAACCGUACUUGCACAACCACAUUAGCUACUUUGUAAUGCAAUUUCCCAUUGCCAACUAGAGUAGUAGAGUAGAGUAACUUUAUUGAUACCCGGGGGGAAAUUCAGGUGUCCGGUAUCUUACAUAAAUAAUACACAUAACGCCCACAAUUGUGCAAAAACAUAUUCUGUGAGUAUGUGUAGACAAAUGUGCAAAAACAUACUCUGUGAGUUGAGGUAGAAAAGAGUAACAUGAACAGAAAAUGAGUGUUGACAGAUACAUCUAUGAUAUAGUACUGCGAUGUAGAAAUGGCUAACUGGCUAUCAAUGACACUUUCGAGAAAUGUACCCCAGAAGAGUGUUACAACUCCGUUGUCCACUCAAAACUACGCCUAGGCUGUGCCUUUACUUAAACCUAACUCUCCCUGCUCUCGGGAAUACUCUACGCUCUCCUGUGGAUUGUAAGAUACUGAAUGAAUGUCACUUUUCAGAUGCACUUUUAUGUAUUUUAUUUUUUCUACUGUCCUAUGAAUGAAUGAAUGAAUGCUUAUUAUUUACAGUAUGUUUGUUAGUAUUUAAAUUCGAAGUUUAUGCAUAAUGUUAUAUAGUUCUAUAUGAGAUGGGAAACUAUGAAUGUGAAUUUAUUGAAUAAUAAAUAUUUGCGAAGUACUGUA